AAUAAAAUAUAAAAGAUUAACAGUAGUGUUAAAAUCAUUUUAUGUGCGUACCUAGAUUUGGUUUGUUAUCAACAAUGAAACUUGUUGUUUGUGUUAAAAAAAACACAACUGCCCUCUGUAUUGAAUGUCAUUCUUGAAAUAUUUUUAUGCUUUAGAUUACGAAUUAUCGUUUCACUUAUUUAUGGUGAAAAUUUGUCAGUUUUAGAAUUGUGAUGGAUGAUAAUGUUGAAGAUAAAAUAAUAUAUCAAGUUUAUUUAACACAUAUGAAGUUAUUAUCAUCAAAAUUGACAUCAGCUAAAAACAAAGUUAAUUCAUUUUACAACAUGUGGAAGUAUAUGCAGUUUUACAUAGUCAAACCAGAAGUUAUAAUUUUUCUAGCAUUACUGCUAUGUUUACUUCUCUUUUCUGGAAAUUUAUUUCAAAGCACUAAUGGAUUUUUUAAAAAAAUUAAUAGAAAUUUGUCCUUUAUUGGUUUUAAUAAUUUCCAACAAUUAAUGGUUGAUGAAAAAAAUGCACUAAGUAAGAACUGGAAAUUUGAAGGUAAAAAUGUAGCUUUGUAUGCCAUUAAAGGUAGACGAUCUCAAAUGGAAGAUAGAUGUGUCAUUAAAACUAAUAUUAUGGACACAGGCAUUUCAUUAUUUGCUGUUUUUGAUGGACAUGGGGGUGAAUUUGCUGCAGAUUAUGCAACUACACAUUUAAUGAAAAAUCUAAUUAAUAAGGUAGUUGAAGUAAAAAAAUUACAUGAUAAAAAUCCUGAUACAGCUUAUGAAACCAAAAUAGCAACUUCAAAUACGCCAGACAAUCUAACACCUCAGAUGAAAACAAAAUUAAAAAAAAUAGAAACAUUUUCACUAACAAAAAUAAAACCAAUCACCUCCACUGAUGAUAGUGCAAUCCAUCAUAAUAAACAUAAACAAGAUACAUUAAGCUUAAAAAAAGAUAUAACUUCUUCAAAAAAUGUUGAAGAUGUAACAAUAAAUCCUUCGUCAUAUUUACAAAAAGGUGGAGGUAUUAAUUUUUCUAAGUUAUUAAUUGAUGAAGUUCUAGCUGCUGACAAACUAUUAAUCGAAGCAGCAAAAUUAACUUAUGAUAUAGCAGGAAGCACAGCACUUAUCGUUUUGAUAGAAGGCAAUACAUUAUUUGUUGCGAAUGUUGGAGACUCAAGAGGUGUAAUGUGUGAUAAGAAAGGAAAUGCUAUACCAAUAUCAUUUGAUCAUAAACCACAACAAAUGCGAGAAAAAAAACGAAUAGCAGAAGCUGGUGGGUUUAUAUCCUUUAAUGGCGUUUGGAGAGUUGCUGGAGUAUUGGCUACAUCUAGAGCACUUGGAGAUUAUCCAUUAAAAGAAAAACAUUUUGUUAUUGCCAAUCCAGAUGUAUUAACUUUUGAUUUGUCUCAUCAUGAUCCACAAUUUAUAAUUCUUGCAUCUGAUGGCUUAUGGGAUACAUAUACCAAUGAAGAAGCUAUUGAUUGUAUUAAAAACCAUAUCGAUGAUUCAUUUUAUGGAGCACAGUAUUUAACAAUACAGUCAUUUAAUAGAGGAUCUUUAGAUAAUAUAACUGUACUAAUCAUUAAAUUUCCGCCUAUUUGGAGUAAAGAAUCACAAACAGUAAACAAUGGUGGAAGUGAAUAAUUUUUUAUAGUUACAAAAGUAAGCUUAUUUAACAAUUUAGGAAUUUUUUUUUUGUAAGUUUUUCUACUUUUAAAACUAAUUUAACAUUUUAUAUGUUAGAAGUAUACCUACCUACAUUAACAUUCUGUGAAAUAAUUUAAUGAUAAUGUUCAGUUUAUAAUUGUUGUAUUUUUGUUUAUUGUUUCAUGUCAUUUUCAUUAAUUUUAUAAAUAUAUUGUUUUCUUAAACCUUAUAACUAGAAUACAAAUUUUGAAGGGAUUUGUGUUUUUUUUUAUUUUACUAUUGCUUUAAAACGAAGUCAUGUCAGCUACAUAUUCAAUGUAUACUAUUUAGAAUAAAAUGCACGACAUUUU
Molecule: messenger RNA, 1984 nt
Organism: Sipha flava (yellow sugarcane aphid)
Lineage: Eukaryota; Metazoa; Arthropoda; Insecta; Hemiptera; Aphididae
Product: protein phosphatase 1L
Exons: 6
Coding region: 213-1631 (472 amino acids)
Biological process (GO): protein dephosphorylation
Molecular function (GO): cation binding; protein serine/threonine phosphatase activity
Source: RefSeq, a predicted model, not a curated record